CUCUCUCAGCUCAUACUUCUCCCGCUCAUUUGUCUCUCAUAGUUUUUUCUCUAGAAGAACUUCAAACUCUAAUAUUAUUAUUUCUUCUGAGUUUUCUGUCAGAACUUCAAACUCUAAUAUUAUUAUUUCUUCUGAGUUUUCUGUCAGAACUUCAAACUCUCCAAAUAUUUGACAAUGUCGAGCAGAAGAUCCUCUCGGUCGAGGCAGUCGUCGAGUAGGAACAACAACAGUAUCAGUGAUGACCAGAUCACUGAUCUCGUAUCCAAGUUACAGCAGCUUCUUCCUGAGAUUCGCCCUAGGCGUUCCAACAAGGCGUCGGCGUCGAAGGUUUUGCAAGAGACUUGCAAUUAUAUUAGAAACUUACACAGAGAGGUGGAUGACCUAAGUGAGCGCUUAUCAGAGCUUUUGGCCACGACGGACAUGGAUAACGACCAAGCAGCCAUUAUUAGGAGUUUACUUAUGUGAUGGUGUCUGUGUGUAUAUAUAUAUGGAGCUUCCUAGUUAAUGAUGAUCCGCAUUCGGUAUUAGUAUUGUUAAUCUCUUUUUGUCGUGAGCCUUUGAUAUAUAAAUCUGGCUAGUUAGCUAGCUAGGGUUUGCUCAUUAGGCCAGAAGAAAGAGUUUUUUUCUUUUUUGAUUAAGAAAAAAGAGUAGUUUAAUUAAUUACGUGCAGCAGUCCAAUAUCCUAGUGGAUAGAAUGUUGUAUUUUUACUUAUGCGUUUCAAGUUUGAAAUUUUCUCCUCUUCUUAAUUAUUGUAGUAGUUUUGAACAUUCCGUCUUCCAAAUAAUAGUAAAAAAGUUUAAUUAUUUAUGUAACAUGGAGUACUCUCCAGUCCAAGUCUACGCUAUUACUUUCGACGACUUGUAGUAGGUAAUUAAUUUUUAUAAUAAAAAAAGCACUUUUAGA
This is a messenger RNA of Malus domestica (apple), 904 nucleotides long. RefSeq names its product transcription factor PRE6-like. The record is from RefSeq and is a predicted model, not a curated record. Lineage: Eukaryota; Viridiplantae; Streptophyta; Magnoliopsida; Rosales; Rosaceae. Gene Ontology annotation, biological process: regulation of growth; regulation of DNA-templated transcription. Gene Ontology annotation, molecular function: protein dimerization activity.